Messenger RNA from Castor canadensis (American beaver), 2547 nucleotides. RefSeq names its product ataxin 10 (gene Atxn10). Gene Ontology annotation, biological process: neuron projection development. NCBI's taxonomy places the organism in Eukaryota, Metazoa, Chordata, Mammalia, Rodentia, Castoridae. The record is from RefSeq and is a predicted model, not a curated record. Gene Ontology annotation, cellular component: cytosol.
GACUUCCGGCGGCGCCCCCUCCCCCGCCGCGCCGUCCUCCGCCCGAGGCGAGCUUGCUCUGCCUCGCCCUGUUCGCGGCGCAGCCUCAGGGCGGCGCGGGCUGCGUGGCGGCGGCGGCGGCCGCGCGGGCUGAGCGCUCCUGCGCCCCUCUCUCGCCUCCUCGCUCUCCGCGCCUCAUCCCCUUUUCUCCGCCUUUUCUCUUCGUCGCCCGGCUCGACCGAGCUGCGAGCGGCAAGAUGGCGGCGCCCAGGCCGCCGCCCGCCCGGCUGUCGGGCGUCAUGGUGCCGGCGCCUAUCCAGGACCUGGAGGCCCUCCGUGCGCUUACGGCGCUCUUCAAGGAGCAGCGGAAUCGAGAGACAGCACCCAGAACCAUCUUCCAGAGAGUCCUGGACAUCUUGAAGAAAUCUUCUCAUGCUGUUGAGCUGGCCUGCAGGGACCCAUCCCAAGUGGAGCAUCUGACUUCCAGUCUGCAGUUAAUAACGGAGUGCUUCAGGUGUCUGCGGAAUGCUUGCAUAGAGUGUCCUGUGAACCAGAAUUCAAUCAGGAACCUGGAUACAAUUGGUGUUGCUGUUGAUUUGAUUCUUCUGUUUCGUGAACUGCGAGUGGAGCAGGACUCUCUGUUGACAGCUUUUCGCUGUGGCCUGCAGUUUUUAGGCAAUGUUGCUUCACGUAAUGAAGAUUCCCAAUCCAUUGUCUGGGUGCAUGCUUUCCCAGAACUCUUCAUGUCUUGCUUAAAUCAUCCAGACAAAAAAAUUGUUGCCUACUGUUCAAUGAUUUUGUUCACAUCUCUCAAUCCUGAAAGAAUGAAAGAACUGGAAGAGAACCUCAAUAUUGCAAUCAAUGUCAUAGAAGCUCACCAAAAGCAGCCAGAGUCAGAAUGGCCGUUCUUGAUUAUUACAGACCACUUUCUGAAAAGCCCGGAAUUGGUGCAAGCCAUGUAUGCCAAACUGAGCAAUCAAGAAAGGGUUACAGUGUUAGACCUUAUGAUAGCCAAGAUGGUGGGUGAUGAGCAACUGACCAAGGAUGACAUUCCUGUGUUUUUGCGCCAUGCUGAGUUGAUUGCAAGCUCCUUUGUGGAUCAGUGCAGGACUGUGCUGAAGUUGACCUCGGAGCAGCACACCGAGGAUGAGGAGGCACUAGCCACAAUUCGGCUUCUGGAUGUCCUUUGUGAAAUGACGUCCAACACUGAGCUGCUUGGCUACCUGCAAGUUUUUCCUGGCUUGCUGGAACGAGUGAUUGAACUCUUACGACUGAUCCACGCAGCUGGAAAAGAUACUACAAACAUCUUCAGUACCUCUGGUUGUGUAAAACCGGAAGGUGACAUCUCAAAUAUGGCUGAGGGGUUUAAGUCUCAUCUCAUUCGUCUGAUUGGAAAUAUGUGUUACAAGAAUAAAGAUAACCAAGACAAGGUGAAUGAGCUAGACGGCAUUCCCUUGAUCCUUGACAGCUGCAACAUAGAUGACAGCAACCCCUUUCUGACACAGUGGGUGGUGUAUGCUGUCCGAAACCUCACUGAAGACAACAGCCGAAACCAAGAUUUGAUCGCAAAGAUGGAGGACCAGGGGCUGGCAGAUGCAUCCCUACUGAAGAAAAUGGGUUUUGAGGUUGAAAAGAGGGGGGAAAAGCUGAUUCUGAAGUCCACUAGUGACAGCCCCCCACUGUGAACGGCCUCUCCAUCCAGACAUCUGAAUUUUCAGAAUCUGUUUCGUGGGUUUGCAUCUCUGCAGUGCAGUAUGCUUGAAAUGGCAAGUGUUUGAAGAUGUAGAAGUACAGAUUCGAGAAUCUCUGGUGUUUUAGGUAAUCAAGCUCCAUGUGUAAGCCACAAGUGAAAGUACCUGAGUUUCCCUUUUGUUGAUUGAGUGUAACUGUCUGGUUCACCUUUGUCUCCCUGAAUAGAGUGUGCAUCUCAGUGACAUGCUUUGUGCUGACUGUGGCAGCAGGUAAUAAAUCGGCUCUGUGAGGGCACGGAAGGACAAGUGCUUGGAUUCUUUGGGUCCCUUCUUACAGCAAGUGAGCCUCAUUCCUUGGGUUCUCCUUUUCCCAUUGGGAUUUCUGAACUCUGGCAGGCACUUGAAGUAGUUUCUCAUUGUGGUUAAUUCCAGUAAUCUCAUCUCACCGUCUCUCCUUUACAGAACAUUGACAAGGCUCAUUUCCAGUUAAUUCAUUUGAGAACCCUCCCAUGUUCUCACCUAGCCCUGUCCUUUGGAAUAUAGCAUGGACUGAAAAUGGGCAGGAGGACAUGUGGGUGCGUAACUCUCCUUACCCCAGAUUGUGCUGCAAUCUGAAUUCCACCCUUUCUGUGUAAGGGCAAGGACCUGGUCUGCUCAGUUGUGCAAAGCCAUGGUAUUAAAGGGGCUUUAAGUAAAUUACAGUACCUUGUAUUUUAAAAGCACCAGUCUCAUAAAGACACCUCUCACCUUUGCCAUGGCCUUGACUGGAAUGGUUGGGGAACAAGAGUUCAUUGAUAAUGUAGCUACCUCUAUAUACUUGUAUCAAAGGCAGAACUGCCUUAAGAGAGCACUCGGAUCACUAAUAAAAUCACAGACC